UAUUCAACUAACAUUUCUUAUCAGUCUAUCAACCAAGAAAUGGAUUUAGGACUCGAAGAUGAUGAUCAACAGAUCAAGAACCUCCGUACAGGAGACUUGGUCACUUUCUAUUCGGAUCAGGACGAAGAGGAGGGCUUCUUGAGUAAGACAGCAGACUCUGCCGUCAUACUACCCAACAAGUCAAAGGAGUGCGUAUUCAAGAUUCAUCCAAUGACACACUACACAGCGAGAAAGGCACUGAAAAAGAAGGCAAAGAGGAUUGGAGGAGUAGCUGGAGCAGGUGCUAGCAGUCCUGCUAUCAACGCGAGCUCUGUUGUUGGAGCUGAUCAAGACCAGGAGAAGGACGCCGACUUGAAGCAACUUGAGGAGUAUCAGGACAUGGAGGAAGUAACCAACGAGGCAACAAUGAUACAACUAGAGGGACGAGAUCUUGUGUACGGGCAGAUCAUUCAACUGUUCCACCAGAAGAGCAACCAGUUCCUAUUUGCCAAGCAAUACAAUGCCAAGCAUACAGUCGUUGGAUUUCGCAGCGGUGGCAAUCAGAAGUGCUAUUUCAAGAUAGCACCCUCACGAUCCUUCAGUCGAAUGGAUGGCUCAAAAGUACAACACAGCGAUCUUGUCCAGCUACGACACGAGAAGUCAGGACUAUACUUGCGCAUCACCAACUUUUGCAAUGAGAAGGGCAUGUUCGAGGUGAUCCUCUCUGAGCAGGGUACUCUUUGGAAGAUGUCACUGUCUGAUGUAGAGGGCAAGGUGGGCAUCAAUGUGGCCAAAGCCAACGAACCAUUGCGAUUCUUUCACCGCGAGGGAGGAUACGUCAACGCCAACGAAGAAGACUCCAACACUACAUUCACAUACAAGACUAAGACGCCAUCAUCAGUCAAGACUCUGUUUGAGAUCGAACUGGACCACAGCUCAAACAUUCCCACAAAGUCCAUGUUCUUGUCAACCAAGAACCUAUUCUCUUCUUUGGCAACAUCCAACGACAUCACCUUUGGCCAGCACUUUAAGAUACGUCUCUUUGGCACCAAGAACUAUCUAUCACUUGGUAGGGGCUUCGUGAGCAACGAAGUACCUACCAUUACAGUCAAUGGCAUGUCAGCGAGCAGCAAUUCAGUGCCGGUUGCUGACUCGGCCUCUGACCCCAACUAUCAAGAUGACAUUCCCUUGAUACUAGUGCCAGAGUCUGAGAAGAACACACCGAAUGCAACAUUUUACUUUGUACCAAAGGAACAAACCAACACUGAGCAUGUGACCUACAACUCAUUCUCUCAAAAGGAGGACUACAAGUACAUCACAUCGAGGAUACAGAGGAUCAACAGCUACUUGGCACCAAUGCAAGAGCUACGAAAGAAGAUAUCAUUGCAAGAGUUGAGAUCCACUCUCAUUGAUAUGAUCAAGUUUUGCACUCAAUCAGAUGUUGAAGAUCCUUUAGAGCGAGAGGGAACUCCAAUCAAGACACAUCAAUCACUGUUGGCUAGCUCCUACAACCUUUCUGUUCUGUUGGACCUGCUCAAGAAGUUCUUCAAUCCCUUGGAUCCGCUCACCAUCAGUUACAUCUAUCGAAUCUUCAAGCAGAUAUGCAAGUCCAAUGUAAAGAACGGAAUAGCUAUCAACAAACAUAUCAAGACCAUCGCUGGCCCACCAGAGAUUCGUGAGAAGGCCAUAUCAUUUGGACUUGGCUCAAUCCUGUUGGACAUCUACAAGAACAACAAUAUACUUCUGGAGAACUUGACCGAGGACAAGGUGAUCGAGUUCAUUGACGAUAUCCGACUCACAAAGGACCCCAGGUACUUGGAGUUGCUGAGCGAGCUCUGUGUGUGCAAUGGAAAGCCCAUCGUGAAGAACCAACAAUACCUGUGUGACCUAUUGCUUGAGAGGAACUCUGAUCUCCUACUACGAACCAAGGUUGGCACCACCGUGGAGGUCGAGGUGGCACCAGGUCGAUGGAUGUCCAUGCCAGAGUUCAUGAGCAAAGGUGACGAGAAGACACAGCGCUACUUUGAACAAUCACUGUCGCUCUACGCCAACAUAUCUCGUGGCCGCAACUACAAUGGCAUUCGACUCAUCAAUCAGUGCUGUUCAUUCCAAGAGUGCUUCCUAUGCCUCAAGGAUGAUUCACUUCCAUAUAUGCUUCGUGGUUCAUACACCAAUGUUGUAAUCCAUGUCAUUAUGGAUUGCUACCCACAGAAGCCGUACGCCAAGAUCAACUACAUUUGGAAUCCACUGGUCGUCAGUGAGGCCGACUCUCAUCCAAGCACAAUUGGAAGGAACACACACAAAUCAUCGGAUGGACUUGCGCCUAGCACCAACAAUAUGAGCUCACCUGUCGGCACUGGACACUUCUCCUCCUCCUCCUCAUCUGCAGGCCCGAACGACGAUGAGAUAUUCACCACGUUUGCUCCUGUACCUGAGACCAUUCACAUUGGCGACCCCUCCAACAUCUCCCAGUUCCUCAUGAACUAUGUACUGCGUCCAGAGAACUUCACCUGGAACGCCAUGUACUCAUCACAGCCUGCCCUGCAACGACCACAAUGGGGAUUCUUCCAUAAGAUUCUCAUUGCAGUCAACUACGCCUUUAAGUUUGGAUUCUUCAAACGAAAGGAGAGAAUUCUACUCAACAGACUGAGAGACAUUCUCGAGUAUCAAUCAAAUGAUGCUAUGCCCACUGCUUCACAGGUGGACCUUGGUCGCACCAUUGGUGGUUCUCGACUACUGGAGGAUGACUCCACCGUAUUGGUGGCCAUCAAGAUCGAGAUCCUCCAAAUCCUACACACCAUGCUGUCACUUCAAAAGAAGACAACGUUUGAGAACUUCCUUCGUGACAUGUCCUCCAAUGAACAAAGCGACAGCUCACAUGAGGGUGUCAAGCUCCUAAUUGUCAACAAGCUCAAUGACAUGCGUCCAGGCACGAUGAUCACUCAGAACAAGUUCAUCAUCACAUUGUUUGAUCUUUUGAAGCACGAGAACAACACACUGUCCAGUCUUGUUCUAUCUAUGCUUGUCAGAGUGUACCGCUACCAAGGCAACGCCCUCCUUGUGAACCCCACCAAGAAGCUGCUGAUCAUCUCCAAUUCGCCGCAAUCACAACUCUACGAGAAGUCAAUGAAGAAGAUGGAGGAGAUGACCAAGUACUGCUCCAAUCCACUAUCUCUGGUGGACACUGAGGAAGUGCUCAAGAUCCUGGCCUACUUUGUUCACAUGUGCGAGAGUGGCGAUGCAAAGGCCCAGAAGAAUCAGACUAUGCUCAAGGUCAUGGGUAUUCAUCAGAGGAUCAUCGGUGUGCUUAAGAUGGGUUGCUCCCUCGAGCGUCUCUUUGACGAGAGAGGUGAGGUGUGUCACUAUCUACAAACAUCCUCAUCCAAGGUCAACAACACUUUGGCAACUUCCGAUGGCAGCUCCUCCAAUCUCGGAUCACUUGUCUCUACAAGUGGUAGCUUGGGAAAUGGCGAGAGUCAAAGGAUACAACAACAGUCCUGCUUUGUGGCCAAGAUUUUCAGGAGUUGCUAUGAGUUCCUGAGAACCUUUUGCAAGAACAAUGCAGACAACCAAGCAGUACUCUAUGGCUACAUAGAGUUCCUGAUUGGACAUCUCAUUCGUUACGGCAACAUCUUUGGCACAAUCGAGACGUUGAUGGAGAUCUUCAAGAACAAUAUCAAAUUGUGUGUCCAGUUUGGAGAGUCUCCCUACAUGAAGCUGCUCAUCGAGUUCAUCAUCCAUCAGGACAUCAAGGAGGUCGACCCAUACAGCUUGAAAUUCCUCAACAUGAUCAUGAAGCCCACUGGUCUGAACGCUGUCACAGAGAUCCAGAUAUCGAUAUCAAAGAUCAUCAAACAGUAUCGAGUCAUCAUUGCCAAUUGGCUGCUUCCCUUCUCCACUCUGAAGGAGGUGAUGCGUGAGCCAAAAGGAGCGACUAUCUCCAAGUUCCACAAGUCCAACAACUCCUCUGCAUACAAGUUACACGCAUGUCUUCAAGAAGUGUUGGUCCAUUCACUACAGAACGAGCAAGACGGAGCCGAACAUCUUUCCUCCACCAAGACAUCCAACAACAACAACAACAACAACAACCCAAAGUUGAUUCGCUCCACUGCCAAGCACAUGUUGAUCACAUCGGAGGAGGUACUGCCAAGAGAGUUUGUCAUCAACCUGGAGCUCGUCUGGCUGCUCACAGUAUGUAGCUUUGGUCGCAACACACCCACCGAGAUCAUAUGCAGUGAAUUCAUAUCGAUGUAUGACUGCUUCGAGGUUCUUGUCGUCCGCACUGACGGUGCCGGUCGAGAGAACAGCAGUCUGAUGAUUCACGACACCAAGGAGUACCUGGAUCACAAUCUCCAGUUCAGAUUCAAGAGUGCCUACAUCAACUUCCUGCAUGAGGUCUAUUUCAACUCUGACACGCUCAAGGGAGACCUUUUGGCACUUCAACUGAACGAGAAUCUGUGGAACCUCGUCGACCAAUUCACCAAUCAGCUCAAGUUCCUCUUCACGAGCUACAGCACCAACCGUUUGUCAUUGGACUACUUCACCAGUAUUGCGCGAUACAUUGUGUUGCCAAUGGUAGCCAUUCUGGAGAGGUUCUAUUCACAGUGCUUCUACUUUGACAAGGCAACACAGAAACACUUGAUGUACAGCAGUGUACUCAUGGGAAACCUUCUCAAGUUCUACUCCUAUGAUGAUGCUUUGAGCAUCCCACGAAACCAAGCCAACAACAGCACCAAAAAGAUCACUUUGGUAACUGAUGAUGACCCUGGAAGCUCAGGUGGUAUCCACCCCAUUUUUGUCGACCUCCGUCUCGACGAGAAGAUCUCAUUGUUGGUCUCACUGGUCAAGUGUCUCAAAGCUAUGGACCGCUCUGCAAUCGCCCCAGCCUCCACACCGGGCAUCUCUGUGGCAUCCGUGUCCGAGGUGAUCAAGGGCUGUGAGGAGAUCACGACCAGACUCGACUACCAGAACUCCAGAUGGACAAGACAACGUGCAGAGACUGACGACGUCUCCGUCACCAUGCUCUCUAAACAAUCGUCCAUCUUCCUAUCCGACAAGAAGGAGCAUCCUCUUGUCACUCGCGUCAAGGAGAGAGGCUAUCAGCAGAUGGCCAUCAUCGCAAUGAGCAGUGCAGACGAUGGCAACAGCAACAGCAGCAGCAGCAUCAACAGCAACAGUGAUAACUCAAACAAUGGUUUUCUCGAGAUCCUGGUCUUCCAACUUCGAAACUCUCUGUUUGACAACAACGAACUGAAGCUCCAUUGUCUCAACAUCCUCCUGUCUGCGCUCAAGAACAACUCGGGAUCAAAGCGCGAGCUUCAAAUCAAGUUGACCGAGAUGUACUGUCACUCUGCCUGUAUCGGCUUGAUCGGAUCCAAGUCUAACGAGCUGGCAAUUGGUGCACUCAACCUUCUCCACAAACUGCUAGAAGAGCAGUACGACGAGACCAACCCACUGGCCAACAAUGUUGUCAAGGAAGCCAUCCAUUCAUUCUUCACAUCGUCACCCGAUAUCCAGUUCUUUAAGAACCUCUACCUGAUGAUGGAUCGCGCCAAGUCCAACCUGCGAGAUACGACCCGCAACAUCAGACUGGAGAGUAUCAAGCACAACAUAUCUGGCAACCUCGUCAUUGAGCACCAAAACACCACCAUCGGUCUGGUUCACAAGCAUGCCGACCUCGACAUGAACGUGGACCCCAAUCCAUAUGCCACAGAGUUUAUGAUGAUGAACAACAUCUUCACGGUGCUCCAACUCCUCUGUCAAGGCUCCUCCAACAUGUUCAAGAGCUAUAUUCGAUGCCAACCUGACAACUACAAAUCAUUCGAUUUGCUCCGUGAGCUGUGUCUCUUCCUCAAGGUGCUCGAGUCCAUCGUUGACAUUGACUUUGAGUCGAUCAAGCUUGCCACCCACUACUUCUCCUGUCUCAAGGAGAUCGUCAAGCACACGCCAGAGAAUCAGAUAGCUGUGACCAACAUCCAGAUGUGCAAGCCAAUCUGUAACAUCCUGCGCAAGAACGUUCCACCCCGUCUAGAGGAGAAGUUCAUGAACUUGAAGAUCGUCAUCAUCGACUUUUUACUUCACGUGAUUGACAGAGAGGAUCCACGAGUGGUCAGCCGUAUGAUCGAACUGCUCGACUACAGCGUCAUUGAAGAGAACACCAAGAUGGUCACAGCCAAGACAUCUACAACGUUUGACAAUGAAUCUCAGUCCAUCAAGCUGGCCUCCAUGUCGUUCAGACUGAUCAAGAUUCUGGCCGACAAUGACAAGUCUCAGAACCCAACACUGGCCAAGCAUCUGUUGGCCUGUGGAGAACAUUGUAAAUCGCGUAUCGGUCGUGUGGAGAUGUUCAACAACUCCAAACUAGAACGCAUUUACUUCCCAAUCCCAAGUUCUUGUCGUCGAUUGAUCCUGCAGGCCAAAGAGCAGACCAAGAUCAGAAGUGAUGAGAACCAACUUCAAGAAGACCUCCAGGACUUCUUCAUUGCCAAUGGAAUCAACUGGAACAAGACGGGUGAGAAGCUCGAGUCAUUCAUGGAGUGGUCCGAGUACAAGCUUAUUGAGAUCGAGCAUCACUACCAACUGAAGCUUCAACCUCUAUUGUACUUUGUGGUCAAGAACUACAACAAAUGGGCACUGACCAACUUUGCCUUUGCUCUGGUCAUCAACGUCCUACUGAUCGUCUAUGCAACUUCUGGUUCCACCAACUUUGAGGAAACUAACCACCCGAUAUCCUAUAUUUAUAGACGUUCUGUUUAUGUAGCCACAAUGUUCCCUCUGUCUAUCCUCCAAACAGUGUUCAGUAUACUUACCAGUGUAUCAUUCUACAUCAAGUAUGGGUCAGUCAUAUUGUAUAAAGGAUGGAUCAAGUAUCUAAACAAUGGCAACUCAUUCAUGCUACGAGGUAACAAUGAGAGAAUGCAUCACAUCAGAGCCAAAUAUCCACUUCACAAGUACCUCUAUAUCAACUUCCUACACUUGAUAACGGAUGCUGAAUCAGUGUACUUCUUCUUCUCGAUUAUAUUCUCAUUGCUUGGCCUUUACAACCCAUUGUUCUAUGCCUUCCACAUUCUACAGAUAACACUCAAGACCAAAGCACUUCGUAUUGUGAUCAGAGCAAUCAACAUCAACAAAGGUACAUUAUUAUUGAUGGGAUGCUUCAUGAUACAGUCCACCUACUUGAUGUCGAUCUUCUCCUAUGCCUUCUUCAGUCAGUACUACUACAACUACAACACAGACACGUUCUUCUGUACGACACUGUAUCAAUGCUUCUUGGGCAACGUGUUCUAUGGAGUGCCAACCAGUGGACAACUAGUACAAUUUGUCAAGUUCCAGUUUGACAAUCCCAACACCAACGCUGGCACCGGACUACUACUGGCGUGGACAGUGUUCUGUGUGAUCUUCUACGUUGUGACCACGAUCUUUUUGCUCAACGUCAUUCUCGGUAUCAUUGUGGACACUUUUGGACAGAUCCGUGACCAGAGAUCAAUCACUGAGGAGUACAAGGCCAACUACUGCUUCAUUUGUUCGAUUGACCGAGAGACCUUCCAGAAGAAAGGCAUCGACUUUAACAAGCAUGUUGAAGAUGAUCACAACAAGUGGUACUACCUCUACUUCUUUGCCUAUCUCAAGGAAAGAAUGCACAACAAUCAACAGAACCAACUGAGCGACUCUGAACUGAAUGCCCUGGAGAGGAUCGAAAGCAAUAGCUCGCUCUCCCUUUUCCCUAUCGAGUCUGCAAUCUCACUGCAACAGGACAUGGUCAACGACAACAAGCUACAGGACAUUGAGGCAAAGAUCACAUCAUCUGUAACAUCACAAAUCAAUCCAACACUGGCCAUGCUUCUGGAAGAGGUAAAGAACCUCAGACAGCAAGUAAAUGACCUAUCAAAC
Molecule: messenger RNA, 7869 nt
Organism: Acytostelium subglobosum LB1
Lineage: Eukaryota; Evosea; Eumycetozoa; Acytosteliales; Acytosteliaceae
Exons: 6
Biological process (GO): calcium ion transmembrane transport
Cellular component (GO): membrane
Molecular function (GO): calcium channel activity
Source: RefSeq, a predicted model, not a curated record